Dendrobium catenatum is the source of this 924-nucleotide messenger RNA. RefSeq lists its product as uncharacterized. The coding region runs from base 1 to 924 and encodes 307 amino acids. The record is from RefSeq and is a predicted model, not a curated record. The transcript has a single exon. Lineage: Eukaryota; Viridiplantae; Streptophyta; Magnoliopsida; Asparagales; Orchidaceae.
AUGUCUUGGUUUAGAAAUAGAUACCUUUCUCCGUGGAAGCCAGUUAACUCUUUGGACUCUAGGUUAUGGAAGAAAAUUCAUUCGGUGGCUCUUUUGGUUAAAAGCAACUUUACUUUUCAGAUCUCUCGUGGCUGCAAUUUUUCCAUGAAUUGGGAUCCCUGGUGCAAUGGAAAUUCUCUUAUGGAUUUUCUUCCCUCUUAUAAAUUUGAGAAAAAAUUUGUGAAUUGUUAUACUAAUAGCUCUGGCUGGGCUCUACCUUCCUCUACCCCGCUUGCUCUGCGUUUUGAACUUUCUGGAAUUAAUUUUGCAGAGCAACCGGCUACGGCCUGGGACGGCUCUGUUUCCCCUACCUUUGCAACUUUUUAUCUUAGUUAUUUUAAGCAUCUGGUAGAAGUUAAUUGGCAUUCUUUUCUUUGGCAUAAGAGAUAUUCUUUGAGGUAUUCAGCUUAUGCUUGGAUGGCGGUACUUGGUAAGCUUAAAACGGUUGAUCAACUGAGGCUAAGGGGUAUCGACAUUCCUGCUGUUUGCUAUUUUUGUGAUUCUGGCAAUGAAUGUCACUCUCACCUUUUUUUUGGUUGUGACUACUCUUUCACUGUCAUUUGCACUCUUCUUCCGGAGCUGGGUGCUUUUCUUAUGAGGCCUAACCUGAUGCAAACUUAUGAUUAUUUUGGAAGCUCUUCCCAUCUUCCUAACUGGGAAAAAUAUCUCUGUUUUUUGGUGAUAAACUGCACCAUUUAUUUUGUUUGGAGGGAAAGGAACACUAGAAGAUUUGAUAAUGUGUGGAAAAGCCCAAUUGAGAUUGUUGCUUACAUUCGACAUGCUCUUCUUGCCAAAGUUAAAAACUGGAAGAACUUCAAUGACCUUAAAGGCCGUUUUGAGCUAGAUUCUCAACUAAAUUUUACAAGUUACAGAUCGGUUUGGUGA